AUAUCUUUUUGAUCUGAACUUUUUACAAACAAAGUGCACCAGAAGCCCUCUUUCCGAAAGGAAAUUACAAGUGUCCUUUGGAAAUGAAAGGGAAAUUGCCUGGGAAAAGAAAUGAUUCUCAACGCAAGGUAGUCCCGAAACAUGACCUCUCAUUAAUAUUACUGGAUUUAUUUUAUAAUGUCAUGGCUUCCAUUGCGUAGCUUGUCUUCUUUAAUGGUGCCAUUGAGACCAUACCAAUAACCCCAACUCACCAAAUUAAGUUCACAUAACUGCACCACCAAUGCAAUGCAUUCCUUAUAUCUCAAUAGCCAACUCUCAUACGUUUUCACCCUAAUCCCUCGAUAUCUCAUUCUCUCCCUCCAAUUCUUUGCCAUGGAAUUCUAUGGCAGAAAUUCUCUUCAUGGUUUCAUGGAUGAGGAAAACAAUCUAACGCAAUCACCUCCUCGCCUUUCUAUUAGAACUACUAACGUAGAUAGGUAUGACCAAGAUCUCCAAUUCAGCCCUGGAAGAACUUCUAGCCCCCGAGCAAGUGCCACCAUGCACUCAAUGUUUCCACCGGCUAGUCCUGAAUCACCAUGGACACUCUCUCCUCUUCAAACCCCAUCCCCAGCUCUCCUCUACCAUUGCAUCGCUUCUCUUCACCGCCAGGAAGGCAAUAUCUACUCGAUUGCACUCUCAAAAGGGUUAGUUUUCACUGGCUCAGAUAGCAAUCGUAUCCGGGCAUGGAGGCAGCCUGACUGCAUCGAGCGGGGAUAUAUCAAGGCUAGUUCUGGUGAAGUCCGUGCCAUUUUCGCUUAUGGUAACAUGCUUUUCACUACACAUAGGGACUGCAAGAUCAGAAUUUGGAACUACACGGCUUCAGAUAGUUUUAGAUUCAAAAAGAUAUCAACACUCCCAAAGAGAAGCUCAUUUCUUCUGUUUCCUAAGACAAGCAGCCAACAACACAAAGAUUGUGUUUCUUGCAUGGCUUAUUACCAUGCUGAAGGGCUUUUGUACACUGGCUCAUACGACAGAACAGUUAAGGCUUGGCGGCUUCUAGAUAAAAAAUGUGUAGAUUCAUUUGUGGCUCAUGAAAGCAACGUCAAUGCAAUAGUGGUCAACCAAGAUGAUGGGUGUGUUUUUACUUGCUCUUCUGAUGGAUCGGUGAAGAUAUGGAGGAGAGUAUACAGAGAAAAUUCUCACACGUUAACCAUGACAUUGAAAUUCCAACAAUCCCCUGUUAACGCCUUAGCCUUAAGCACAACAUUCAACAAUUGUUUUCUUUAUUCAGGUUCAUCUGAUGGAACCAUCAACUUUUGGGAGAAAGAAAAAAUGUCAGGUAGGUUCAACCAUGGUGGAUUUUUACAGGGUCAUCGUUUUGCAGUUCUCUGCUUGGCGGCUAUAGAGAAGUUGGUAUUUAGUGGGUCAGAAGAUACAACGAUUAGGGUCUGGAGAAGAGAGGAAGGAAGUUGUUUUCAUGAGUGUUUGGCAGUGUUGGAUGGACAUAGAGGGCCUGUCAGAUGCUUGGCUGCUUGUUUAGAAAUGGAAAAAAUUCUGAUGGGAUUUUUGGUAUACAGUGCUAGUUUGGACCAAACUUUCAAGGUAUGGAGGGUCAAAGUCAUGCCUGAAGAGAAAAUCUGUUUCGAUUUUGCAGAGCGAAACGAUUCAAAGACAAAGACGAUGGAGUAUGAGAUAAGCCCUGUGUUGUCUCCUUCUUGGGUCGAGAAGAAGCUUCAAGGUAAUCAUUUCCAGUGAUUUAAGGCAAUGUGUCCCAUGGUAAUUCAUUUUUAUUUUAUUUUUUUAAUUAGUUUUGUUGCUAGUUCUUUUCUUCGCAAUCUUGUACAAACAAAGGCUUGCCAAAAAUAAAAUCUUGUUAUUUCAAGGAAUUUCCAUGGUUAGCUUUGAAAUCAAUAUUUUCACACAAUGCUGCUUCACAUUUUGGGGGUCAUCUCCAAUGACUUACUUCAAUGAUUGCUUGAUUUCAUGUGACAUAUGAGAAAGACAACUCAUGCCUGAGAAUGAGUCAAAGUGCUCGGAUGAUCUUACAAGCCAAGAAAAUGGCUUUUCUUCUGUUUUCCAAAGAGGGGUUUGGGGUAUACU
Molecule: messenger RNA, 2079 nt
Organism: Durio zibethinus
Lineage: Eukaryota; Viridiplantae; Streptophyta; Magnoliopsida; Malvales; Malvaceae
Product: protein JINGUBANG-like
Molecular function (GO): protein binding
Source: RefSeq, a predicted model, not a curated record